AUGGAGUCCGCGUGGCCACAACCGACCUUUGACAAUUCCCAGUUCAAUGAUGUUUUCCGAUUUGCAGAGUCAUUCGAAUCGCAUUGCGCUCGAGUCUAUCACCAUGCUACCCGCUUUUCUGACGAGAGAGUGCCCGCAGACUAUGUGGUUGAAUUGGUCUUGCAGGCGUACAGGGCUGUGCGCAGUCUGCAUUUACACCACGCUGGCAAUACGUACCUGGACACCGAGACGGCCAUUGCUGCGCUUCAGAGCAGGGCCGCCCAGCACAGAGAGCCCAGAAAGAGGGCAGCUCCAGACCACCAGUCGCUCGCGAAACCUCAAGGCAGCCGGUGUCUCGACAGAAGAAUGGUGAAAAGCAAUUCGGCAGGAGAUGUAGAAAGAACCUUGGGCAAGAGGCUGGAAAGACAUAUUGAUGGGCUUUUGGAUGAUGACAUUGAAGACGAGGAUGAAGAUCCAGACUGGAGCGAGUCCUCGGAGGGAGAGCGCACCGAAGACGAGUACUAUGAAUAUAAUGAGGAAUCGUCAGAGAGCGAGGACGAGCCUGUCGGAUCCGCGCAUCGCAUGCAUCGAGUGCGCACGAUACAGGAACUUCCCGAGGACGACAUACCAGAGAUCAGCCGAUCACCGCCGAUAGGGCUUGUCAUUAAUGCAAAUGGCAAGAUGGCCCAUAAUGACGAUGCCUUUACUCCGCCGAUCAUGUCGACGGAGGAGCAAGCGACCCACGACCGCAUCUCGGCUGCUCUUCAGCGCAUCUCCGACAAAUUCGAAGACGCUGAGACGGUGCCGCUCACGCGCGUCUCUGCGCGUGAAAAUGAGCCAUUACAGCCUACGCCACCAUCGACAGAUGAUUCCAACAGUGAAGCGACAACAAUUAGGCCGGAAUCCAGCCCCGAGCCCUUGUCGCUCCUGCAGACAGCCACGGAUGAAGUUUCGUCUUCACUUAGAUUGACGAUGCGUCCUGCGCACGACACAUUAUCGCCGAACCAGAGGACGAGCAGUGGUGAGAUUCAUCAUGUGGUGUUACCUGGACGUCUCACAAGACGCGCAUCUGUCGCGGUGCUUCCUCGACGAAUCAAGACUGUUUGUCAUCGAUAUGUUCGUAAGGCAAUGAUGCCUCUGAGAGGAAAGAUUCAAUGA
Messenger RNA from Penicillium diatomitis, 1137 nucleotides. RefSeq lists its product as uncharacterized. The record is from RefSeq and is a predicted model, not a curated record. NCBI's taxonomy places the organism in Eukaryota, Fungi, Ascomycota, Eurotiomycetes, Eurotiales, Aspergillaceae. The coding region runs from base 1 to 1137 and encodes 378 amino acids. The transcript has a single exon.